AUGCCUCAAGUCUCUGGCGACCUGCGUCGUUACGAACUUGAGCUGUCGCAUGUUAUAGAAUCAGCAAAUGCAGAUAUUAGCAGCCUCGCCUCCGAAGCUGGUGCUGAAGCUCGGCGACACGUCGUGUCCAGAAUAACGCACUGGCUGCGGACGGCGAACGACUUGCUCGCCCGGAUGGAGUUGGAGGCCAAAUCCACCGAGGGUGAUGACCUCGACAGGGCGGCCGCGGAAUCCGUAGUCUCCGACGGAAGGCAACGAGUCGUGCGCUUGAGGCGAAGUCUGCGGGGUGUGGAGCAGGCACUGCAGCGAGAAGAACUAAUUUCGCGCUCUCAGCAAUCCUCGGGUCCGCGGGUCGCCCGCGAGGUGGACGCAACCGACGCGCCCUUGCUGGACACCACGAAGGAGCACCGCGCUGGUGUAGCUGGUGUAACGGACACACUCGUGAAAGCUUCUCUCCACAUCCAGGAUUCAAAGCGCGUGCUUGCUGAAACAGAGUCCGUUGGUGCGAAUGUUCUGGCGGACCUUGAAGCUCAGGGCCGCACGCUUGAGCGUUCGUAUAGCCGCUUGCAGAGUAUGGGUUCUCGUCUGCUCUCCAGCAGUGGGAUCAUCUCUACGAUGCGUGGCACAGAGCGAAUGCGACGACUGCUUAUCCUUGGAUUGGUAGGUGCCGUUCUUCUGUCUAUUGGUGCGUUGAUGACGAUCAAAGUUUGGCCGCACAAAGGCGGCGUUGUUGACGGGAAUUGA
Cyanidioschyzon merolae strain 10D is the source of this 744-nucleotide messenger RNA. Its product is annotated as similar to vesicle transport v-SNARE protein. The record is from RefSeq and is a predicted model, not a curated record. Gene Ontology annotation, cellular component: ER to Golgi transport vesicle membrane; SNARE complex; late endosome membrane. Gene Ontology annotation, biological process: vesicle fusion; intracellular protein transport. Gene Ontology annotation, molecular function: SNAP receptor activity; SNARE binding. The coding region runs from base 1 to 744 and encodes 247 amino acids. NCBI's taxonomy places the organism in Eukaryota, Rhodophyta, Bangiophyceae, Cyanidiales, Cyanidiaceae. The transcript has a single exon.